Messenger RNA from Homarus americanus (American lobster), 3681 nucleotides. RefSeq names its product CAAX prenyl protease 2-like (gene Sras). Gene Ontology annotation, molecular function: metalloendopeptidase activity. Gene Ontology annotation, cellular component: endoplasmic reticulum membrane. Gene Ontology annotation, biological process: CAAX-box protein processing. The coding region runs from base 837 to 1784 and encodes 315 amino acids. Lineage: Eukaryota; Metazoa; Arthropoda; Malacostraca; Decapoda; Nephropidae. The transcript has 8 exons. The record is from RefSeq and is a predicted model, not a curated record.
UAUUGACCUUCGUACAUCACCACCAACUGAAAAACUGAUGUAUUCUCAUUGGACAGAAUCGUCAUCAUUGUUUUAUGGUCAUUCUUGAUAUCCUUGUUAUCACACAUCUUGAUAUGGGGAGUUAUCAUAAGUAAUUAUGGCUAUAGGGGGAGAUGGGAAGGAGAGGAGUAACUGAAAAGGGAAAAGGUUGGGAUGGAAAAAUACAGAAUGGAGAGGGGAAGUAGGACAGGGAAUACGGGGUUAAAGGGAGGAAGAAAAGGGAGUAAUAUGGGUGUGUAUUAGGUACUGUAUUUUCACUCCCCCCAAAUCCAACCUAGAAACGAAAUUAUCCCUCUUGACAAUUUAUUUUGAAUUACACAAAGAAGUGAAUACGCAAGCUGAAAUUACUACAAUCCACUGAAAUUUAAAAAAUGCUGGUAAGUUGUUAAUUUUCAAAUAAACAUUCCCAAAUGGUUGGAGCCUACCCUGAUGUUCCAGCAUAAAACCAUGUUGACACCAUUACAAUGUGUUUCUAUUGUAGAAGGUUCAUCAAAGUCCUUAUACACUAUGUUGGUCAAGCUUACCAGCCUAAAAUUAUAUUCGCGGAGUGACGAAAUUAUUUAAUUUUAAUCGUACGUUUUUAAAAAUGAACGCUCGUGCCUCUUGGUAAUACGUCCCGGGUUCCAUCCCCAGCAAGGGUAGGGAUGUGGUGUGACUUCAAACAUCUGAGGUUUGCUAUGGCAUCUAAGUUUCCUCUUAUAAUAACACUUGGAAUUGAAGGAUGUAACAAAUAGACUGACCGUUUGAACAGCUAGUAAACUUAUAAAUGAUAAAUCAGUAGUUGGCCGAGAUAGAAAAUGGGAACAUCUCGGAGUAUAACCGUCCACAACUGUAAACAAACACACUCACCUUGUCGUACUGCUAAUAUGAGUGGCUUGUGUUUAAAAGAAGUUUUUGCCUGCAUUCUUCUCUCUUUCCUUUACGUUGGAAGCUUAUAUGUGUGGAAUGCAACUCAGGGAAGGAUCACUAGCAGGUCAAAUGGGAGACAAAGAGACCAUCCAUCUACAAUUAAGAAGCGGUGCAUCAGUGUCUUCUUUAUGACAAUUGUGUCUCCAUUUUUUGUCAUAUGGUUUGGCAGUAAAGAUUCAGAAGAGGUGACAUUGUGGUCACAGAUGGGCCUGAGGUGGGAGGGAAUGAUACCUGCUUUAGUGCUGCCGAUGAUCCUCACAUUUGUGCUAUUUUUGGGGCCCCUCAUCCAGUCCCACCUCUCAGUGCCAAUCACUUACACUCUUCACAUGUACUUUGAUCCUCUGUAUUGGUAUAAUACAGCACAAAAUCCAAUCUGGUGGCGCAAUCAAGUAGUUGCUCCCUUUUCUGAGGAGUUUACCUUCCGUGCCUGCAUGUUGCCUAUUCUCUUGCAAUGUGUUUCUCCAGGAAAGGCCAUCUUUAUUGCUCCACUUUUCUUUGGUGUUGCUCAUCUUCAUCAUGCCGUUGACCGUCUACGAGUAGGAAUUGAUCUUCAAGCCGUUAUUCUCAUAUCCAGUUUCCAGUUCCUUUAUACAUCAGUGUUUGGCUUUUACUCAGCCUUUCUCUUCAUUAGAACAGGUCAUUUUUUACCUUUGUUUGCAGUCCAUGCAUUCUGCAACCACAUGGGUCUGCCAGAGGUGAAGGAGAUGAUAAAGGCACCAAACCCAUUACGUAUUAAGCUAAUGGCAUACCAUGUUAUGGGUCUUAUAGCUUGGUACUUCUUACUGUUUCCUCUCACUGAGCCAUCACUAUAUGGAAACACUCAACAUACUUUGUGAAGAACACCAUGAAGCUUGAACCAUGUUUUAUAAGUAAAUUAUUCAGGUGCAGUGCUCAAGUUAUUUAUUAACUUAUCUCAUCAUGCCCAUCAUCUAAAAUGGUUGUAAUUAUGUGUAUACAGACGUCAGCCUCAUGCAUGUUUGGCCUCUAGUUGUACAGUACUGUAGUUGUUUCACCUUAAGUUUUAUGUUGAUUUCUUAUAAAGUUUACUUUGGAAGAUAUCUGGGAUCCUGAUGUGUAACCCAAAAUAGUUUUAAUAGUUAGUACUUAACUAUAAUGCUGUGAGCCACAUCAUAGAAUUAACUAAACAAAUUUAUACAGCCAUAUAUAAAAUGGGAGUUGUUUGAAAAAAAAAAACUUUAGGGGAAAUAAAGUAACAUCGUUUGUAUCUUGCCAGGAUAAAAAAAAAGUAAAUAAAAUGAAAAAUGCAAUUAUAAUUAAUUGGUUUUGAUUGUGAUAUCUUAUACAGUAAUUCCAAAUCUAAUUGUUUUCUUCCCACAUAAAGUUUGCUUCCUGGCUUAUACAUUAAUAUGUCUUUAGAACAAAGUUUUAAUCUGCUAUCCCAAUAAAAUAUAUUUUAAAUAGAACAGAUACCAAAGAAAUUAUCUGCAUCUGCAUUUAAUAACCCAGUUUACCUGUUUAAUCCACAGCCCAGGAACUUUACAUUCGUGUCUGUACUUUUAACACGUCAACAAAACCAGUGGGCCAUUGUCUCUGUCUUUCCUUGGUCAAUAUCUCUGUGAGCAGUGGUUUAGCUUGUAAUAUCUAAGUAAGCCACAUAAAUUGUGAUAAGAGUUAGUAGUGCUAUAACCAGAAGUAGCAAAAUAAUCCACAUUGAGUUUGACAUCCAUAAAUAUUGCUCGUCAUGCUAGUGGAAUCAUUUAAAUGGGAAAGUCAGUGCUGACCGUGCCUAAAAUCACUAAAUUCUCUCAUCUGAAUUUCAUAUAUCCGUAUUUUACUAUACUGUACCUUUAUAUUAAUGUAUCUACAGUAGAUGGUUUGAAAAUUGCUUGGACUGGUUAAGUUAUGGUCUCCAGAGUAUCAGGCACGAAAGACCCAUGUGGUAGUAACCUAACAUGGAGUCUUUGUUUAUAUUAUGUAUAUGUUUAAUGGCUAGUGAGCAGCAGAUUGAAUAAUAUCUUCCUUCUAUCAUUGUGAAACUUGUUUAUGGUGUCUUGGCUCGCAGGACUAUGAAAUAUUUUAGGGAAGUGAUUAUCCCCUAAUAGUGGUACAAAACAUUUUGUCAUGACGUUAAAGGCAAAGAUAAGUUCAUCGACAGGGUGUCAUCUUCACUAAUACUGUAUUUUGUGACUAAGAAGAGAUGGAAUACUAUAUAAUGGAAGUUUUAGAAUAUGCAUUAAUAAUUCAUAAUAAUUUAUUUAAUUGCACAUAAUGUGCUUACAAAGCUUCUGAUCUCUUCCAGCUCAUUGUGUGCAUUUCCAUGUAUAGAAUAAUAAUGAUAAUCACUGAAACUUCUCAUAAUUUGCAUGAAGCCAUUAGUGUUAAUCUUUUGGUUUAAACUUGUUUACAUCUUCUCGACAGUGGGUCCUUCAUUAUUUAUUGCUUAUUAUUUAUUUUUCUGUUAGAUAAUGCACAUGAAGUACAGAAAAUCAUGACAAAAGAUUUAAAUAUGACCAUAUAUAGGGGGCCCCCAAAUUUGCGGGUUUUUAUUUCGCGGUCCUCUAUUAUGCGCGGAUGACACCCUGAAUGUACCCAAGAAUGUCUGCGGGUAGUUUUAAAGUUGCCGGCAUUUUCGUGGCCGGGACAGGGAGCUAUUCGAUCUAGAGACAGUAUUUUCCUUUACCUGUACUGUAAAUAUGUGUGUGUGUGUGUAUAAACACACACACCCAAAACACAUACAAAUAAAUAAUAAUUGGAAAAAUCCCCUCACAAAUA